This is a messenger RNA of Echinops telfairi (small Madagascar hedgehog), 1114 nucleotides long. RefSeq names its product cyclin dependent kinase 3 (gene CDK3). NCBI's taxonomy places the organism in Eukaryota, Metazoa, Chordata, Mammalia, Afrosoricida, Tenrecidae. Gene Ontology annotation, molecular function: cyclin-dependent protein serine/threonine kinase activity; ATP binding; cyclin binding. Gene Ontology annotation, cellular component: cytoplasm; nucleus; cyclin-dependent protein kinase holoenzyme complex. The coding region runs from base 78 to 992 and encodes 304 amino acids. Gene Ontology annotation, biological process: protein phosphorylation; signal transduction; regulation of gene expression. The record is from RefSeq and is a predicted model, not a curated record. The transcript has 8 exons.
AGGGGGCGCUGCGGGCAGGCAGCAGCUGACUUCCUCCCAAGGCUGCAGGCGGCGGGGCUUCUGGCAGUUCUGUGGCCAUGGACGCCUUCCAGAAGGUGGAGAAGAUCGGCGAGGGGACCUACGGGGUGGUGUACAAGGCCAAGAACAGGGAGACAGGGCAGCUUGUGGCCCUCAAGAGGAUCAGGCUGGACCUGGAUACCGAGGGUGUCCCGAGCACCGCCAUCCGAGAGAUCUCCCUGCUCAAGGAGCUGAAGCACCCCAACAUCGUCAGGCUGCUGGACGUGGUCCACCACGAGAAGCAGCUCUACCUGGUGUUCGAGUUCCUGCACCAGGACCUGCGGAAGCACAUGGACUCCAGGCCAGCCUCCGAGCUCCCCCUGCAUUUGGUCAAGAACUACCUCUUCCAGCUGCUGCAGGGCGUGAACUUCUGCCACUCCCACCGGGUCAUCCACCGAGACCUGAAACCCCAGAAUCUGCUCAUUAACGAGCUGGGGGCCAUCAAGCUGGCCGACUUCGGGCUGGCCCGAGCCUUCGGAGUGCCCUUGCGCACCUACACCCACGAGGUGGUGACCCUGUGGUAUCGUGCCCCUGAAAUCCUCCUGGGCAGCAAGUUCUACUCGACCGCAGUGGACAUCUGGAGCAUCGGCUGCAUCUUUGCUGAGAUGGUAACCCACAGAGCCCUCUUUCCUGGUGACUCCGAGAUCGACCAGCUCUUUCGGAUCUUCCGGACCCUGGGGACACCCAGCGAAGCCACAUGGCCGGGCGUCACCCAGUUGCCUGACUUCAAGGGCAGCUUCCCCAAGUGGACCAGGAAGGGGAUGGAGGAGAUCGUGCCCAACCUGGAGCCAGAGGGCAAGGACCUGCUCAUGCAACUCCUGCAGUGCGACCCCAACCAGCGGAUCUCAGCCAAGGUGGCCCUGGCCCACCCGUACUUCACCACCGAGCACUCCCUAGCCCACCGCCAGUGUGGGCUGGCGCAGUUUAGCCCUUGAGAUGACCCACCGCCCCCCAAGGGGAACUAACCUGGGGGUGUCAGGGCUUGUCUGUGCCCCUGUAAUUUGCUCAUGUUUGUUUGCUUCUGGCUUUAAGAACAAUAAAAGUGACUUGUUUCCGA